Molecule: messenger RNA, 1836 nt
Organism: Schistocerca piceifrons (Central American locust)
Lineage: Eukaryota; Metazoa; Arthropoda; Insecta; Orthoptera; Acrididae
Product: piggyBac transposable element-derived protein 4-like
Exons: 4
Coding region: 1-1836 (611 amino acids)
Source: RefSeq, a predicted model, not a curated record
AUGGCACUCACUGCCUAUAAGGAAUCAGUUCCCGCCAAGAAUUGCAUAGAUUACAACUGUGAAAGCUGCGUGCUGAGUUGUGCAUGCUCUUUCUCCAUUUUGUUUUGCUUACGUAUUCUUUACUUGGAUUCAGGCUGUUGUUUGAAAAUGAAAAUGUCAAGAAGAGGCUUACGAGAUGAAGAAAUCGAACGAUUAUUGUGUGAAAUUCCAUCAGACGAGGAUUCCACUGUUGACACCACAGAUGACGAAUCUGAUUAUGAAGCAAGCAUUGUUGCGGAGGCUAUUGUGUCGUCUGAAGGCGAAGUUUCAGAGAGCGAGGAAGAAAGUGAGUCCACUCCGCCAAAACGCGCUGCUGACACAGCGCCAACUUGGGGACAACAAUUCAAUGCUACCUCAGGAAUGCAGUUCGACAGUGAAUCAGGACCAAGUGCUUUUAUUAGGGACAUUGAUGAUCCAGAACCUAUCGAUAUAUUCGAAAAAAUAUUUCCAAAAGAGCUAGUUCAGCUAAUCGUUUUCCAAACAAAUUUAUAUGCGACGCAAUCUGGCAAGUCUUUCACUCCAACAACUGACAAUGAAAUACGAACUUUCCUGGGAAUCAACAUUUUGAUGGGUAUAAAGCGUAUGCCAGCAUACAGAGACUACUGGUCUAGUGCCCCAGAACUUCAUGAUCGUUAUAUUGCAUCUCUGAUGGCAGUAAAUCGGUUUGGAUGGUUACUGAGGAACAUUCAUCUGAAUGAUAACACAUUGCAUCCAGAAAAAGGACACCCAGGUUAUGACAAACUGUACAAGCUGCGACCAGUGAUCAAGAUACUAUCUGAAUCUUUUUCCAAGUGUUACCAACCCAGCAAACACCUAGCAAUUGAUGAGUCAAUGAUCAAAUUCAAAGGCCGCAACAGUAUGAAACAAUACAUGAGAGAUAAACCCAUAAAGCGUGGUUACAAAGUGUGGAUGCUGUGUGACAAGACCUCUUACAACUUGAAAUUUGAUAUUUACACCGGAAAAGUAGGUGACACAGUGCAAACAGGCCUUGGGGAGCAUGUAGUGCUGAGUUUGUCCUCUGAACUCGUAAAUAAAGGCCAUUAUCUUUAUUUCGACAACUAUUUCAAUAGCUAUAACUUGUUGGCUGGUUUACAGCAGAGAAACAUAUAUGCCUGUGGGACAGUUCAACCAACAAGGAAACAUUUACCCAAAUUAAAAACAGACAAAGAAUUAAGCAGAGGUGAAUUUGACUGGAGGGUCAGCAACUGUGGCAUCCUCUACUUGAAGUGGAAAGAUAAGAGAGCUGUUCAUCUCCUUUCAAAUUUUCACAGUCCUGAAGUUACUACAGUGACUCGCCGUGAAAGAGAUGGUUCACGCAUAGAGCUACCUUGUCCUCAAGCAGUGAUGGAUUACAAUGCACACAUGAACAAUGUCGACAAGUUCGACCAACUGAAAAAAUCAUAUGAAAUAAGCCGGAGAAGUAAAAAGUGGUGGCACCGAAUAUUCUUUCACCUGCUUGAUGUCAGUAUCGUCAACAGCUAUAUAAUUUGGAAGGAACUAGGCGAUAGAGAAAAAAUGACUGCCAAAGUCUUCAGGAUGAGUAUCCUGCAAAGCUUAGUAACCCAGAAAACACCAUUGAGGCCAUCUAGACUUCAUGAGAGUCAAGUCCACGUAAAGAAAAACAAGCCAUAUGUUUCCUCACGCCAGCGUCUCGACAAUUCAUCCCACCAGCCAGAGCCAAAACAAAAAGGUGCUUUCAAGAUUUUCACAAAAAGGAAUAAGAAACAUAUUUUAUUUGUAAGAGUAGAAUUUAAAGGUGAGUUACAAGCACAAACCAAGAUAUCUCAAAAACUUUAG